AUGAAAAAGAAGGUAGCUGUAGUUGAUGGAGAAGAUGACUCAGACGAAAACGAAACACCAAAGACAACUACAAAAAACCGUUCAACGGCAUUGGAAGAAGAACUUAAGAUUAACCCUACGAAGCUGCAUACAAAGGUGUCACAAAGACACAUUCCAUCUGAAAAAAAGUUAACUUGCAUUGAAAACUCCACUUUUACGAAUAAUCAACACCAACCACGAUUGGAGGCAGAAAAAGGAGAGGUCCAGUUAAAUAUGCGACUAAAUGCUCUUUCUUUACUACUUGAAGAAAAACAAGAAAAAUUUAAACCCGCUUUUUUUAUGCGAGAUUCACCACCAAAUACUGCAACAACCCCACCAAUAAUCACUGUAGAAAAGUCACAAAACCCUGUUGUUUUCAAACCUUCCAUUAAAACACACCAAAAAGACUCUGGUAAUUGUGAAGAAGACAAUAUUGUCAAAGAAGAUAGUCCAUAUGUAACAUGUUCUUAUUCAACCCAAGAGAAACAAAUAUAUAAUUUAUGGCGAGAAAACAUGAAAGAGAUUCAUACCAGAUCACUACAAAAAACAGUAAAAAUAGCUGACAAACUAAAUGAUGAACUCGCAGCCAAGAUAAAUCUCUUAAAAAAUACUCAACACAGUAUACAUAAUGUCCUCUCCAUAUCGAACUCUCUCAUAGAUGCUAUCGAUUGCUUUAAUAAUGUCGCCACAGAGUGUUAUCCGGCUCUAUGUCAGCACAAAACCACAACCUAA
Molecule: messenger RNA, 750 nt
Organism: Trypanosoma theileri
Lineage: Eukaryota; Euglenozoa; Kinetoplastea; Trypanosomatida; Trypanosomatidae
Exons: 1
Coding region: 1-750 (249 amino acids)
Source: RefSeq, a predicted model, not a curated record